AUGCAGAAUGAGGUUGAGGAAGAACAAAAUGAUAGGGAAGAUGUGAGUGUUGAAGAGAAUGAGGUUGAGGGAGAACAAAAUGAUAGGGAAGAGGUGAGUGUUGAAGAGAAUGAGGUUGAGGAAGAACAAAAUGAUAGGGAAGAGGUGAGUGUUGAAGAGAAUGACGUUGAGGAAGAAAAAAAUGAUAGGGAAGAGGUGAGUGUUGAAGAGAAUGAGGUUGAGGAAGAACAAAAUGAUAGGGAAGAGGUGAGUGUUGAAGAGAAUGAGGUUGAGGAAGAACAAAAUGAUAGGGAAGAGGUGAGUGUUGAAGAGAAUGAGGUUGAGGAAGAACAAAAUGAUAGGGAAGAGGUGAGUGUUGAAGAGAAUGAGGUUGAGGAAGAACAAAAUGAUAGGGAAGAGGUGAGUGUUGAAGAGAAUGAGGUUGAGGAAGAACAAAAUGAUAGGGAAGUGGUGAGUGUUGAAGAGAUCUCAAUCUCGUCCUUGGCCGGUGGGAGGUGGGUACUAGGUGGUUGGAAUGAGGUUGAGGAAGAACAAAAUGAUAGGGAAGAGGUGAGUGUUGAAGAGAAUGAGGUUGAGGAAGAACAAAAUGAUAGGGAAGUGGUGAGUGUUGAAGAGAAUGAGGUUGAGGAAGAACAAAAUGAUAGGGAAGUGGUGAGUGUUGAAGAGAAUGACGUUGAGGAAGAAAAAAAUGAUAGGGAAGAGGUGAGUGUUGAAGAGAAUGAGGUUGAGGAAGAACAAAAUGAUAGGGGAGAGGUGAGUGUUGAAGAGGCAGGUCAUCUUCAAAAUGAGGUUGAGGAAGAACAAAAUGAUAGGGAAGAGGUGAGUGUUGAAGAGAAUGACGUUGAGGAAGAAAAAAAUGAUAGGGAAGAGGUGAGUGUUGAAGAGAAUGAGGUUGAGGAAGAACAAAAUGAUAGGGAAGAGGUGAGUGUUGAAGAGGCAGGUCAUCUUCAAGUGGGUACUAGGUGGUUGGGUAAGAGGUGGGGUAUGAAUAUGGCUCGUGAGGAUAGGAAUGAGGUUGAGGAAGAACAAAAUGAUAGGGAAGAGGUGAGUGUUGAAGAGAAUGAGGUGGAGGAAGAACAAAAUGAUAGGGAAGAGGUGAGUGUUGAAGAGGCAGGUCAUCUUCAAAUCUCAAUCUCGUCCUUGGCCGGUGGGAGGUGGGUACUAGGUGGUUGGAAUGAGGUUGAGGAAGAACAAAAUGAUAGGGAAGAGGUGAGUGUUGAAGAGAAUGAGGUUGAGGAAGAACAAAAUGAUAGGGAAGAGGUGAGUGUUGAAGAGGCAGGUCAUCUUCAAAAUGAGGUUGAGGAAGAACAAAAUGAUAGGGAAGUGGUGAGUGUUGAAGAGGUAGGUCAUCUUCAGAAUGAGGUUGAGGAAGAACAAAAUGAUAGGGAAGAGGUGAGUGUUGAAGAGAAUGAGGUUGAGGAAGAACAAAAUGAUAGGGAAGAGGUGAGUGUUGAAGAGAUCUCAAUCUCGUCCUUGGCCGGUGGGAGGUGGGUACUAGGUGGUUGGAAUGAGGUUGAGGAAGAACAAAAUGAUAGGGAAGAGGUGAGUGUUGAAGUGGUGGGUAGUAGGUGGUUGGGUAAGAGGUGGGGUAUGAAUAUGGCUCGUGAGUAUAGGGAAGAGGUGAGUGUUGAAGAGGUAGGUCAACAAAAUGAUAGGGAAGAGGUGAGUGUUGAAGAGGUAGGUCAUCAAAAUGAUAGGGAAGAGGUGAGUGUUGAAGAGGUAGGUCAUCUUCAAGUUAGGGAAGAGGUGAGUGUUGAAGAGAAUGAGGUUGAGGAAGAACAAAAUGAUAGGGAAGAGGUGAGUGUUGAAGAGAAUGAGGUUGAGGAAGAACAAAAUGAUAGGGAAGAGGUGAGUGUUGAAGAGAAUGAGGUUGAGGAAGAACAAAAUGAUAGGGAAGAGGUGAGUGUUGAAGAGAAUGAGGUUGAGGAAGAACAAAAUGAUAGGGAAGAGGUGAGUGUUGAAGAGAAUGAGGUUGAGGAAAAACAAAAUGAUAGGGAAGAGGUGAGUGUUGAAGAGGUGGGUACUAGGUGGUUGGGAGUUCUUCUUGACAAGGUGGAGGUGGGUGUGCAUAUAGUGGUGGAUGAUGGCUAUGCAUAUAAGAGGUGGAAUAAUGGUAUGGUUUAUGGGUGUGGUUUACAUAUGAAGAUGGAUAAGGAUAUGGAGAUGCUGAGUAGUGGUAUGGUGGUGGAGGGUAAACAUAGGUAG
Ipomoea triloba (trilobed morning glory) is the source of this 2205-nucleotide messenger RNA. Its product is annotated as probable inactive protein kinase DDB_G0270444. Bases 1 to 2205 code for a protein of 734 amino acids. The record is from RefSeq and is a predicted model, not a curated record. The transcript has 42 exons. Lineage: Eukaryota; Viridiplantae; Streptophyta; Magnoliopsida; Solanales; Convolvulaceae.